UGCGCGUGUGGCUAGGUGGGGCUUACAACACAUUCGAGAUAUCAAAAUAGCUAAACAUGCUUUCCAGCCUCAUGCCCUGCUGGUUACCAGAAGUAUCGCCAGCUCUGUUACAAGUUAUUCAUGAGCCUCCAGACUUUCUUUGAAGCGUCGGCAACAUGUGAGGCUGAUCAUGAAGGAGGCACCCUCGCCAUGUCCCGUGAUUUCGGCAUCGACCAAUUCAUCAUCUCCCUCAUCAGGAAGACACAACAGCGCAACGGCUAUUUUUGGUUCGGUCUGCACGAUCAACGGCAGGAAGGUCAGUGGGAGUGGAUAGACGGCACGGAACUGGGAACCGGGUACAGCAGGUGGAGAGAGGGGCAGCCCGACAAUUUCCUCAUGACCGGCAAGAACCUUACCGGCGAGGAUUGUGCAGCGUACACUACUGAUGGUUGGUAUGAUCGUAACUGCGAAAGCCUCAAGACCUUUAUCUGUGAGGUCAUGCCAGAAGAUGCUGAAGGCAAGAAAGAAGGAUAGUACUCCCCAACCUUAAAUAUAGGCCAAGGUUCAAACGUUAAGAGGAGUGCAAGAUUUCUAUGGUAACUUUCAUGCAGUUUUGAUCAAAACAAGUCGAAUGAAAAUGUCUAUAUGAUGUAAAGUACUUACGAACGGCUGAAAACACCGAAAAUAAUUCUGUGGUUUAAGACAAAUUGAUAAACAAAGAAAGUUGACCAAAAAUAGCUCUCCGUGUCGGGGAAUCGAACCCCGGUCUCCCGCGUGACAGGCGGGGAUACUCACCACUAUACUAACACGGAUUGGCUGGGUCAAUCAUUCACAAAUAAUCUCUUAUUGGUGGAAAACAAAACAAAACAACAACAAAGCACAAAAGAAACGUUGUCUGUGGGUCCCCCGGGCCUACAGAUUCGGGACUUUUGAAUAUUUCUUAACGCCAAGGACACUUUCCCCUCGUCUAUAAUAUGAAUGAAUAUCGAUAUAUGUGGAUCUCCUAUUUGUGUGAGGAGAUAACAUUAUGUUUAUAUGACAUCUGCGGUCUAAAACUUGUCAUCAGUUUUCAGUUUAUUUUUGUUCUCGACUGAAAUACUGCAGUCACGUUAUGAAACCAAUGUGUGACACCAUUCUGUCAUGAAAUUAAUAAAUUGAUUAAAAUAAGUCAUAUAGGUGGUUUGUGCUUAACACGAAUGUAUAUAUAGAAAAAUGAUUUGUCUGUUUGGUACCAUGGGUCUGGUGUGGGUAAAGUUUGAAUAUUCAUAUUUUUUGUGUCUCUUUUUCUAGCCCUUAAAACUUUCAAGCGUGUCAUAUGCAUUCUGAACCUUCAACCGAAACGAUUGUUCAGGGCACGUGAUCACAUGGAUUGUAUAAAGUUUUUGUUGUUAUCCUAUAUUUUAGUCCGUAAGAUUUACCUUUAAGAUUUACUCUUUAUCCAUUAUUUUGUAGUUUAUAGUUGACCAUACGAGUCACUGUACUUCUUGUUGUGUCCAAAAAGCUGGUUGUGCUGUUGUAACGUGAACAUGCGUCAGGAUGUUGGUAUCGCCCCCCGUCUCGGUUCAAUGAUGAUAUAUACUACAGAUUAACAUCCCUAGAGAUACCAAUGAAGGUAAAGGCUUACCUUUAUACGUAAAUGUCUGACUAAAGUCAUUUGUGAAAUCUACACAAGAAACAACAUUGUUUGCUUGUACCUAAAAAAAUUUCAUAACUGUACCAAAGUAACAGAUAUGGUUAGCAAAAUGGCUUGCAAAGUUCUGUCAUUGUUAUGUUGAUCUUAUACUUUGCUAUAUAUUAUCAUUAUUAUGUAGCAUAUGACAUACUUUUGCUUUGCACAAAUAUAUCGAUAUGGAUCAGUGACAAGUGACAACACAUUUCAAGACAUUCUACUACAAUGUAAUGCUAUUUUAUUAGUUUCAAAUGUACAUAUAGUCACAAUUCUUACAAUUGUACACUACACAUUUUUCAGUAAUGUUAUAAUUUAUUUAUUCAUCUCAAAACAUGUGGGUAGCCCCUUCAACUUGUUUGAAGUUGAUUUCCAAGGGGGCCCACUACAUAAAUAACAAAAACGAAACGUGUUACAUUCAGUAAGACAACCAGAGGACAACAAACAAUAUAUACGAAUAAACCGAAGCGUCUUUACCAAGAACAGUUGUCGAGGUCAACAAAAAACGUCAACGUCAAACAAUAAUUGAAAAUAGCACUCUCUUGUAAAAAUUCAAUAAUGUCCAAGAAAUUUUUAUUCUAUAAUACCGUACACAAUUCACUUCAGUGACAUGUAUAUAUCAAUCUGAAGAUCGUCAUUUGACACUAUAGGCCAUUUUUUUUUAGUUUUUUAGGCUGUACAAUACACCAGACGCUGUAGCAAUAUCGCCCAAUGGCUACCGAUGGCCAAAUCCAUGUUUUAUUGGAUGUAUGAAACAUGAUUCUUACUCUUUGUGUACAUAACGUUAAUUAGGAUGUUGUAUACAUUUUUCAUAAUCUUUCUUUUAUUUCCACAAGCACACAAUAUUCCAUAGAUAUACUAGAAAACGUACAAAGUAUCUACCUCAGACGGAUUUUCUAGUAUCAUAAUCUUUUGCAUGUAGCACCAGUGACUGUUUCUACGGUAACCGCAAUUGAUUGCAUUAUUUUGUUUUCUGGUUUUACCCUGUAUGUGAUUGUAUUAUAACCUGAUGAAAUCCAGAAAAUAAAUGAUAAUCAUAUGCACAAUAUCAGUGAAGAGCAUAUAUUAUGUUUCCCUCCAUCAAAAAGAAACAUGUUGUUUUUAGUUCUAUUUCCUAUUCUUCUGCAAAUUGAGGUCAAUGACCUGGACCAGACAGCUGUCACCAUGGUUACUGGUAAAGUAGCAGACACCCUGUGGUGUUUGAUCACAAUAUGUAGCAAGUAGAAGGACAGAGAGUGAGGGGCUGGUCCCUUUAAGCACAUACAAACAGAACAAUAGUUUGUUAAGCUACAUAUGCACCAAGAAAAGGUAAAUAUUAUGUAUUUGCUUGGAAAUGUUACCUUCUAGCUUAUAAUUAAGAUUGCCGACUGAAUUGUUCCUUGUGGUCAUGAUGUCGAAAGUAUUU
Molecule: messenger RNA, 3050 nt
Organism: Branchiostoma floridae (Florida lancelet)
Lineage: Eukaryota; Metazoa; Chordata; Leptocardii; Amphioxiformes; Branchiostomatidae
Product: CD209 antigen-like protein E
Exons: 2
Coding region: 121-513 (130 amino acids)
Source: RefSeq, a predicted model, not a curated record